GUUAGUAACCGCCCACAAAGUUACUCAGCCAGGUGACAGCUGAGCCAGCAGAGACUCAACACGGCUCCACUCUACGCAACGCAGCACAACAGACAACAUAACGACAUCUGUCAGCGCCAAAUCAAAGUGGGGGACACACCGACAGUUACGCCAUUGUUGUUUUUACUUUCUGUUUUUACACUAACGUAAUUUAAAAGCCUCUCUUCCGGCUCGUUGUUGCACAGUAGUUAGCUAGCAGCGCGAGGAUAUCACUAACGUUAGCUUCUCUGACGUUUGGACCCAACGGUCACCGUCGACAUGUCGGACCCGGCCGGUGAGGCGAAGCUGGAGCUGAAACAGGCGAGCAAGGAGGUGAAAGAAAGUGAGAAUGUGGCGGAGAAAUAUUCUGCUAUGACCGUGAGCAAGAACAGCGAAAUGAACAUGGGGGAGCUGUCGUCCGCCUUCAGCGCUGUGCCCACCCACAAACCAGUUAAGAAGCAAAUCCAGUUUGUGGAGGACAAGCAGGAGUUCAGCAGGUUCCCCACCAAGGCCGGCCGACGCUCCCUGUCCCGCUCCAUCUCUCAGUCAUCCACAGACAGCUACAGCUCCGCUGCGUCCUACACAGAUAGCUCUGACGAUGAGACCUCACCACGGGAUAAAACUCAGGUCAACUCCAAAGGCAGCAGCGACUUCUGUGUCAAGAGCAUCAAACAGGCUGAAUUUGGCAGACGUGAGAUUGAGAUCGCAGAGCAAGACAUGUCAGCGCUGAUCUCACUCAGGAAGAGGGCACAGAGUGAGAAACCAUUGGCUGGUGCCAAAAUUGUGGGCUGCACUCACAUCACUGCCCAGACUGCAGUGCUGAUUGAGACUUUGGUGGCUCUCGGGGCUCAGUGUCGCUGGACUGCAUGUAACAUAUACUCUACACAGAAUGAAGUGGCUGCUGCCCUCACAGAGACUGGCGUGGCUGUGUAUGCCUGGAAAGGGGAGUCUGAGGAUGAUUUCUGGUGGUGUAUCGAUCGCUGUGUCAACAAUGAGGGUUGGCAGCCGAACAUGAUCCUUGAUGAUGGAGGAGACUUGACACACUGGAUGUACAAGAAAUACCCCAAUGUAUUUAAGAAGAUCAGGGGCAUUGUAGAGGAGAGUGUCACUGGGGUUCACAGGUUGUAUCAGCUGUCUAAAGCUGGGAAACUGUGUGUACCAGCUAUGAAUGUAAAUGACUCCGUGACAAAGCAGAAGUUUGACAACCUUUACUGCUGCAGAGAGUCGAUCUUGGACGGCUUGAAGAGAACCACAGAUGUCAUGUUUGGAGGCAAACAGGUGGUCGUAUGUGGGUACGGUGAGGUUGGAAAAGGUUGUUGUGCUGCUCUGAAAGCUCUGGGAGCCAUCGUCUAUGUUACAGAGAUUGAUCCCAUCUGUGCCCUGCAGGCCUGCAUGGACGGAUUCAGGGUGGUGAAGCUAAAUGAGGUCAUACGCCAUGUUGAUAUCAUCAUCACAUGCACUGGGAACAAGAAUGUGGUGACCAGAGAUCAGCUGGACCGAAUGAAAAAUGGCUCUAUUGUCUGCAACAUGGGCCACUCCAAUACUGAGAUUGAUGUGGCAAGUCUUCGGACCCCUGAGCUGACCUGGGAGAGAGUGCGCUCUCAGGUGGAUCACGUCAUUUGGCCUGAUGGCAAGAGGGUCAUCCUUCUGGCCGAGGGUCGUCUCCUUAACCUCAGCUGCUCCACUGUCCCCACCUUUGUCUUGUCCAUCACAGCCACCACUCAGGCCCUGGCCCUUAUAGAGCUGUACAACGCUCCAGAGGGACGAUACAAGCAGGAUGUUUACUUGCUUCCCAAGAAGAUGGAUGAAUAUGUUGCCAGUCUGCACCUGACCACGUUUGAUGCCCACCUGACGGAAUUGUCUGAUGAGCAGGCAAAAUACCUGGGCCUGAAUAAGAACGGCCCUUUUAAACCCAACUACUACAGGUAUUAGUCUGCAAGGGAACCACACCUCAGCACACCUAAAUGUGAACGCUACCAAACAUCACCUAUCCCUAAGACAACAUAGAUUUAUGUAUAUUGUUUUUUAUACUCUUCACAGGAUGCACAGCUUAUAUUUAGUUGUAUUUUACUGACCACAGCAAGUUUUGCUUCACUUGCUGCUUCCUACAGAAGUUCACACGGUACCCAGCUGGCUGUGAAAGGUCAGCCUAACCUCAGCACUUAUAUCUGCUGUUUAGUGAGAUUUUUAUUCUCUAGUGCGUCUGUUUCUAUACCUGCUGGCUCCUGGGUUAUUUUAGAGUUCUGAUAGAUAUUGAAUAAUGUAUCAAUAUAUUGUGCCAAAUGACUGUGACGGGGAAAGGUUGCAGUUGUUGUAAAAUGCUGGUGGUUUGUUGUGAAAUCAGUUAAACUUGCAUUAAGUGAUACUUUUGAUAUAAGUGUAUUAAAUUCCUCCAGUUAUUGGUUGAAAUUCCAAACGCAUCAAACUUAAGCUCACUGAGCUUUCUAGCUGCUGUUCGCCCCUUGGUUUGGCUCUCUCCUCAACCUCUUGUAUGGAACUGUUGGCAGCCAUUUACAGGAAAAAAAAGCUGAGACAAGCAUUAAAUAAAACCAAAAAAAAAAAGCUGAUGUAAACUCCUGGCUGGUGAAGAAAGUCACGCUCCAAAUGUUUUUCUCAGGAGAAGGUGAAUAAAGCUGCAUUAAAUUUGUCAGGUGGCCUGAAAUUUGACUCCUGUGUGUCCGCUGGAUGUUUGUGUAGGCAAUUAGUUGCUGACAAAUGAGCCAUAACAGUUUGAUAAUCUGAUUACAGAUCAGGGUUGUGUUUCUGUGUGUUUCUCUGCCCCACAUGUAAACAAAAAAUCACUUAAUGCAGCUUUAAAGUUUUCUUUUGCUUCAAUGCGGCAGCGCUCACUUACUUCAUACAUUCCAUCCACAACAUACAGAAGAAAUGUCCUGUUCUCUGUAGUAUCAUCCACAUUACUCUUAACCUUAAGCAGAUCUGGGAUAAAAAAGGCACUUUUUGACUUUAACAAACACAAGUAGAGACCUUGGUGUUUAUUUUCUUGAAAAGAUGUGUCCAUUUAUGGGGUUUCAGUGUCUGGUAAGAUUAGUAUCUGCACCUCAGGGCAUUCAGAUAUCUCAAAUUAUUUGUAAAUAUAUUUUUACAGGAUCAGCGCUGUCUGACCUUGGUGUCCACGUCUAGUCUCACUGUCAUUCUCGUGAAACAAUGAAUUACAGUAGAUCUGUAAAAUAGGUUAAGAGAUUUUGAUAUUCUAUGAUCACCUAUCCAGAGUCAAUUGACUACUGCAACUGUGUAUUUUCUGUGUAAAGCUAAAAUAAGCCACAGAUACAUGUUGAACAAUGUUACGUACAGUGUGGUUCUCCUGCAUGCUUAGCAUAUGGGAGAGGUUUCAAUUGGUUGCAAUUUUCCAGCCUCACCACUAGAUGGCACUAAAUCCUGCACACUAGACCUUUAAUUAGGGGAUGUCUGUUUUUCUGAAAUCCACAAAUGCUCUGGGCUCAGACAUGGAUGAGCUUUGCUGUCAGUACAUUUUGCGUAGACACUCGUUUUAGCUUUACCCUCUGUUUUAUUUUUGCUGUAUUGCAUCAUUCUUAUAGCUUUUCCAAUAACAUUUUUUCUGAUGCUUUUUUAUCACAUUUUAUCUAAAGGCUUAAGUACAGUUCUGUGAGGCUUGUUAAAUGCACAAACUUAUUAUGCCACUUUUACUUCUCUGUAUUCACUUUUAGUAUUUCUUUUUAUUAGUGGGCACUUUCAAUGACUUAGUUGGGUGAUUCUCUUUUAAUUCAUACUAAAUAGUGUACAGGUAGUAGUUGUGUGUUGCUAAAUUUAAAGCUCUUCAACACAUUUUAACAUGCUGUAUAUCAUUCUAUCUGUGGGCUGAUGUUGUGUCAAGCAGUUGACAGUAUCACUGUCCCUGCUGAGGGUUCGGCGCCAUUUACCUUGUUAAGAUGUUGCUCCACAUGUAUUAACUCAGUAUUCUGUUGCAUCACCCUUUGCAAAACUAUGCGUAGAGUUACAGGUAUUUCCUGUGUUUCAUUUUUGCAGUAAUUUUAUGUCUUUUUUAAUGAUUUAUGUAGUAGCCUGCAAGAUGCUACUAUGAAGUGCUUUCAUCUUUGCACUAGCAGCUUUAAAGGCAUCAGAGCCAAGGACAUUCAGUGAAGACAUCAUUGUCAGCAAGAUGAGCGCUGUAACCAUGGUUACUGGUCGGUUGACAGUGCCUUGUGAUUCACUUAGUAAUUUGUAUUCACAUGUACAGCUGUGUGUUUCUCCCAGGACGGUAUUGUGCGCAACAUGGUUGUUAAUUCUGCAAUAUACAGUGAUAGCUAUGCAGCAAAACAUACUCAGUUUUCUUCUGUCAAAGGUAUUUUACUUCUGCAAUGGUGGAGAGUUGUUCAAUCAGUGUUUCACAUUACUAAAAAAAAAAUAUGCAUAAUUGUAAGAUGACGAGUGGGCAACAUUUUACAUUCUGUUGUACUUUUUACAUUGCUUUUUAAUGUAAAUGUUUCAUCCCAGUUUCAUUUCUAGUAAUAAUCAGACAAUUAAGUUACAUACAGUUGUCUUUUCAUAAUAGCACUUACAGAUGCCUUUUAUAAUGAAUUCCUUUUGUUUUAAUUAAUGAUAACAGUCAUUUUAACCUAGUUUUGACUCUACUAUAGAGAUAAAUGAAUGUGUUAUUUCUGGAGCAUACGGUUUUACUCUUGUCAGUUGAAAUAAAUAAGCAUACCACUGUGAUUUUACAGUUGUUGUCGCUGGUUUGGAGUUUUUGAUGUGGAGAUGAAGUUCUGUAAAUUAUUAGCUAUAAAGUAGGCCUAUAUUUUCAGCACUUUCUGUAGUUUAGCUUGAAGAAUAUCAUAUUGGCACCCUGUUAAAUUUCUGUGCACAGUUCCCUUUAAUAAACUGCUGUUAAAAUUUGAAAA
Messenger RNA from Epinephelus fuscoguttatus (brown-marbled grouper), 4895 nucleotides. Its product is annotated as S-adenosylhomocysteine hydrolase-like protein 1. Gene Ontology annotation, biological process: L-methionine cycle. The record is from RefSeq and is a predicted model, not a curated record. The coding region runs from base 298 to 1950 and encodes 550 amino acids. The transcript is spliced from 17 exons. Lineage: Eukaryota; Metazoa; Chordata; Actinopteri; Perciformes; Serranidae. Gene Ontology annotation, cellular component: cytosol.